This is a messenger RNA of Cimex lectularius (bed bug), 1975 nucleotides long. RefSeq names its product protein downstream neighbor of son homolog (gene hd). The record is from RefSeq and is a predicted model, not a curated record. Gene Ontology annotation, cellular component: nucleus. Gene Ontology annotation, biological process: nuclear DNA replication. Lineage: Eukaryota; Metazoa; Arthropoda; Insecta; Hemiptera; Cimicidae. The coding region runs from base 187 to 1833 and encodes 548 amino acids. The transcript has 8 exons.
CUUUUGAUUUUUAAGGAACAAAUUUCUCAUAUUGACUGAUGAGGCAUAGGUUGAUUUUUGGCGGUUUGUUUGUUUACAACCGAGGUUUCAAUUUCGUAUUGCUAGUUGUGACCCUCUGGAAUCUGGAUCGACAUUUUGGUCAAUUUUGACUUUUUAAUAAUUUCGAUUACAAUUUUUAAAUAUGAAAUGGACGAAACUGACGCGAUGACAUCUCCCCAGAAGUCGACGACACCGGUCCGGGCACUGCCCCGGACGCCUCCUCAGUGGAAAAAGCCGGACGACGUUAUGAAACUCCACAGGCUCAAAUUGAGGAAAAACGCCCUCGCAGCACGUCUGAACAGCGACCAGCCUCAUUCCAAGCCCUCGGCGAACGUCUCACCCCAGAAUAAAACAAAACGGAAAAAUCCUUUUAAGAGAGUUGACGUAACGAGCACAUCCCCGGUUUCAAAGAAAACCAAAAACUCAGCACCUCAAGAUAAAAAUGACGAAUCACUGUUUCAGCUGUUGGGUCUCAAUGCUACAGAAUCAGUCGCCAGGGAUUUAAGUUGCCUUAAAUUUGAACCCAGCGAAGAUACAUUAAAAACUGAUAAUAAAGUGACGGUUAAUGAACUGCCGAUUGAUUGGUCUUUAAGGUAUAAAUUGAGAUUUAUCUCAGUCCGGCAAUUCCCUUGGACAGAAACGCUGAAAACUUGCGAAGAAGCUUCAGGCAUUACUGGAUUUGUGAGAUGCGUCGAAAGCGGAGGCGGCGGCUGCCUUGGGCUUGAUACGAGCCCGAAUGCCAAUUUUCACCAGUGCUGCUUAUACUGGCAGCACCCAAAUCUUACCUGGGUCGACUUGUUCCCAAGGACGCGGGCGAGGAAAUCCGACUACGGGAAGACACCAGCUUUGUCAUCUUAUCCGGAGGUGAAGGAAAGCCUUCAUCGAGACUGGUCAGAGAGUUUCAGGUCACUUUUUCAAUUAUUGAGGGCCAGGCAUUGCCCUUAUUUCUACAUGGUUUCGAAUACCGUAAACUGUGUUUUUCGAGCUGCCGGGAUCAACGGGUGUACUGAAACCAACGUCAUGAUAUCACCGACUACAAGGGGAUUCAGAAAACUUUUAACAGAUGAUGGUGUGCAGUUUACCAUGCCUUUGAAAAGAAAAACAAAAAGAGUUUCAGAAGAAUUUGGAGAAGAAGAAGAAGAUGAAAAUGAAAAACCGAACGAGACAAGUCAGUGGCUUGCAAGUCUGGGCGUCGCUGAAGAAGAAAUUAGAAAAAUUAAUAAGUCCGAGGAAAUGCAUUAUUUAAAAGCAGAAAAAAAAGACGACGGAAAUGAAGAAUCUCUCUUAUACAUUGAAGGUUUUGAAGUUCAAGGGCUUUUCAACUUCUUAAUAAACUGCCGUUCUCUCAUCGCCAUGACGGGCCCAUUGAUGGGGAUCCCGCCGACCCUCUUAUCACCUGUAGCCUUCUGCGGAGGGUCUCUUAUGUCACUAAAGGUGCGACAAAGCAACGUGCAAAUCAAUAAGGAAAACUAUCAUUCCGUCGAAAUUAUCGGGCCGAUACUGCCGCACGCGAUACACAAUUUGUGCAACAUACUUGAAAACAGCAUCGACAGCUUUUCAGUGACGUUUGCUAAUUUGGAUACUACGAAGGCCUUCACCACUGCCUCCUUACCGAUGGAUUUUCAAAAAUUAGAAGGAAGUCCAAGUAAGGUUGGGAAGUCGGGCCAGGCGUUUAGCGUCGAGAGCCUCAACGAUUGCGGCCUCAAACCAAGAAUUUUAUCUCGGUUCUGCUCCGAGUUCGUCUCCUCGUUCGAUAGUCUCAAAUUCGCCAAUGAUUCAUACAUUUGUUCCUGACUUGUGCAAUAUUAACUUAUUGUUUACUAUUUUUUCACGAAUAUCAACAAUAAAUGAUUAUUUGUUUUGUUUAACAAUCUUUUAUGUUAGAAACCUUUAUAGUAGAACUUUCCAUAAGUGGACGCUAUUUAAGAAUAGGAUU